Homo sapiens (human) is the source of this 10306-nucleotide messenger RNA. RefSeq names its product G protein-coupled receptor 26 (gene GPR26). The transcript is spliced from 3 exons. The coding region runs from base 54 to 1067 and encodes 337 amino acids. The record is from RefSeq and is marked reviewed. Lineage: Eukaryota; Metazoa; Chordata; Mammalia; Primates; Hominidae. Gene Ontology annotation, molecular function: G protein-coupled receptor activity. Gene Ontology annotation, biological process: G protein-coupled receptor signaling pathway. Gene Ontology annotation, cellular component: plasma membrane; membrane.
CGCCAUGGCGGCGCCGGGUUGCGGACCCUGAGCGCCGGCGCGGGGCGCGCACCAUGAACUCGUGGGACGCGGGCCUGGCGGGGCUACUGGUGGGCACGAUGGGCGUCUCGCUGCUGUCCAACGCGCUGGUGCUGCUCUGCCUGCUGCACAGCGCGGACAUCCGCCGCCAGGCGCCGGCGCUCUUCACCCUGAACCUCACGUGCGGGAACCUGCUGUGCACCGUGGUCAACAUGCCGCUCACGCUGGCCGGCGUCGUGGCGCAGCGGCAGCCGGCGGGCGACCGCCUGUGCCGCCUGGCUGCCUUCCUCGACACCUUCCUGGCUGCCAACUCCAUGCUCAGCAUGGCCGCGCUCAGCAUCGACCGCUGGGUGGCCGUGGUCUUCCCGCUGAGCUACCGGGCCAAGAUGCGCCUCCGCGACGCGGCGCUCAUGGUGGCCUACACGUGGCUGCACGCGCUCACCUUCCCAGCCGCCGCGCUCGCCCUGUCCUGGCUCGGCUUCCACCAGCUGUACGCCUCGUGCACGCUGUGCAGCCGGCGGCCAGACGAGCGCCUGCGCUUCGCCGUCUUCACUGGCGCCUUCCACGCUCUCAGCUUCCUGCUCUCCUUCGUCGUGCUCUGCUGCACGUACCUCAAGGUGCUCAAGGUGGCCCGCUUCCAUUGCAAGCGCAUCGACGUGAUCACCAUGCAGACGCUGGUGCUGCUGGUGGACCUGCACCCCAGUGUGCGGGAACGCUGUCUGGAGGAGCAGAAGCGGAGGCGACAGCGAGCCACCAAGAAGAUCAGCACCUUCAUAGGGACCUUCCUUGUGUGCUUCGCGCCCUAUGUGAUCACCAGGCUAGUGGAGCUCUUCUCCACGGUGCCCAUCGGCUCCCACUGGGGGGUGCUGUCCAAGUGCUUGGCGUACAGCAAGGCCGCAUCCGACCCCUUUGUGUACUCCUUACUGCGACACCAGUACCGCAAAAGCUGCAAGGAGAUUCUGAACAGGCUCCUGCACAGACGCUCCAUCCACUCCUCUGGCCUCACAGGCGACUCUCACAGCCAGAACAUUCUGCCGGUGUCUGAGUGAAGGACCGCGCUCCUGCUGAAGAGUUUAGAAUGAGGCAGCGGUGAGAAGAAGGGUGGGAGGGCGUGGGGGCCCCUGGGUGGACACCACCAGCCACCAGUCCCUGGCAUGCCCAGUGAUCCUGGUUCCCUGGCUUGUAGGGGCUCCAGAGCCUGCUUCCUGGUUCCUCAAGGGCAGAUAUUGGACACUCCUUAUUUGUCACCAAAGGAUGACUGUAGGCCGUGUGCUGGCCUUUCUUUCUAAGAAGCUGCUUUGAGCUCCUGGACUCACCUGAGGCUCCCUGGGGGAUGACACUCAGUUCUGUCACUGUCAAGGAUGCAGAGAGCUGGUGGUAGGUGGGAAGCAUGGUGUCCACCUGCCUGCUGACCACUGGACGCUGCUCCAUGCUGAAGAAAAGUGACAGUCUCCAGGGGACAUUUCAGCCAUGCUGAAAGGGAGGCUGGCAGUGGUCAUUUGGCCCGGAUCUAACAUGGCACCUCGUCUCCACAGGGUAGUGGUGGCUGCUUCAACCCAAAUAUUAUUCAGCUGGUACUAACGACAUUGUGCCCAGCUGGGACUCUUGGGCUCUGUGCCUGAGGGAAAAUGUUUCACAACUAGUGGCUGCCCAAUUGCUGCUGACCAGUUGUCUUAGAAAUGGUCAAUUGGAUUCAACUUUAGUCCUCUCCUUCCCCCUAAAAGCGAAUGUUUGUGUGUGCAGACAAUCUUAGCAUGAAAAUGGUUUAAAUAGGCUGGUCCUACAUGUAUUAGGUUCUUUCAAGUUUGACUGGGAGGUCACCUUUUUCUGAUUUACAAGUCCUAAUUGUUGGAGCUCAGUAAAGGUAGGAGGAAGGUGGCUGGUUGGUCCUCCCUUCCCCCUGUUUGUGACCUGAAUUUACAGGAAGUGUUUCAACUUGUCUUAUGCAUCUUAUCUGGCAUGUCCUGGGAGAUGGAUGGGCAAGAACUGGCCUGAGCAGGGAUUUUUGCCUUGAUUUUAAGUCACUGGGUUCCAUUGUCCUGGCACCUCCAUUUCCUUAGUUUCUGUAAGCCUGUUAACAGAAAGUAGAGGCUAUUCAAGGUUAUCAAGAAAGUGCCCUGUGCUAAUGAUGAGACAGUGAAUUUUUUUUUUUUUUCGAGAUGGGAGUUUCACUCUUAUUGCCCAGGCUAGAGUGCAAUGGUGCGAUCUAGGCUCACCACAACCUCUGCCUUCCAGGUUCAAGUGAUUAGAGACAGUGAAAUUUUUAUGGAAUACUGCACCUAUAAAACACAUGCCAAUCUGUUAGCAGUCCUGACUUGAUUUAAUAAAAACCAAGGAGAGCCACCCCUGCUUUCUGGCCAUCUCUUCUUUGUCUACCAUUUCAAAUUGACUUGUGAAUACUCAGAGCAGUUAUUUUUCAAUCCUCCACUCUAAGUGAUUCCUCCAGGGUGGGAAGCACGGGGAGCAAUGGAAUCAGAUGGCUCAUUCUCUCCUUCCAGCUCUUUACAUCCUAACUUUGGAGGUAUAGAAGGAAGGAUGUGGUCCAACGGGAAGGAAGUGAAGAGUCUAUUGGUUUUUACUUCUAGGCAGUCCCAAUUUUUAAAGGCAGAGAAGUAUCUGCAUCUUUAUUUGAAAAGACGUCUUAUUAACUCUUAGCUCCUCAGUUAGAAAACAAUUCACCUGGCUUAGUCUUGUCUAGUUUCAAAGUUACCAUGGAGACUAGAAUGGAGACAGGUGUAGCUUCCAAGGAGGCCUUGGCAUCUUGCAGUUGCUGUCAGAGAUGGGCUCAUAUCUGCUUGGGGAAGCCAAUGGGGCACAAUCCUUCCCAAUUUCAUGAUCUGGGGCAUCAUGUCGGUAGCUGAAGUCAGCCACGGUGGGAGUGUUUAUACCAUGAAAAUCAGCAAGUGCUGUAAAUCAGGCCUUUUGCCCCACAGAGAGCUGAUUGUGAAACAUCUACUAGCACACCACUGCCAGACAUGACUGUGUGUGUCCCUGAAACAAAAUUGCUCUGGCUCAGAGCUCCUUUGGCCACUCAUAUUACAAUAGCAACAGACAUUUGCUUCCUGGUGGCAAGUAACUGUGCACCCUCCAACAUCCCAACCCCAGAGGAACCAGUGGGAUUGAAAACCAGCAGAAGCCAAGACAGGAUGCACAGCUGAAUUGGAGGAGAGUAGCUCCCUUCUCACACAAACGCUUUCAAAGUUGGGCAAAAGUGGCCCAGUGCGUGAGGUCAGUCAACAGCCAAAUUCCAGCAGCAAAAUACAUUUUCAUCAAUAUCACUUUGGGAGAAUAACUGUGGCACAUGCUCUUUCUGCUUUCUCUGUACUGUAUAGGCAACAUGUUGUACUCCCAGUAGCAACUAGAUCUCUUUUACCUCUUCUUUAGCCAAGAAGCAAGAUCUGUCACCCACAACACCACAUAUCUUGAAAAGAUGCUUUUCAUAAUUUUCACUAUACCUCUAAAACCAAUUGUACCGACAUCACGUAGACAAAAACUCCAGAUAAAUCCAUUGAUUGGGUAUUUUCAUUAUUAUUUGGACACAUGAAUUAAAUCCCAAGGGAAAGUGAGAAGAAAAUUAAUGUAUUAGCAACCAGUGUUAGCCAACUCUGCUGUAAUUACCUUUAGAUAAAUGUUUAUUUUCAUCUCUAUACAGUCUAUCAAAUUUGCCCCCUGGCUUUAUUACUCCCAAUUGAAUUAUCUACCUCAUUUUGUUAAUUUAAUUUAUCAAAGGUAACAUUGUUUUCUCAGGUAUAACACAUAGAAACACCAAGAUUUUCAGCAUCUGAAUCAAACUAAAAUUACUUGCUUGACUUCACUCCAGGGUGAGACUUGACCUUUAAGGCCCAAACUCUGGUGAACUGUUGGACUGGGUAGAAAUCUUUCAAGAAGCUUGAAAAUAAGGCCAUAAAGGAGGGGCUUUCAAAUUCCUAAAUCCACAUAUAGGGCUGAGUUCCUAGUCCUACACAAUCAGAAUUUGCCUUUUUAAGUCACGCUGCAACUAUUCCGGCUUUUUAUAUGGCACCUUUCUGAGGGAGGGGAUUUUACAGCCGAGGGACCUCCAAAGGGAACGUCCAUUUGCAUGUGUGCCCUGGUAUUUAGGGUUUGUCUCAUGGUCAGCUCGCCUCUCAAAGAUGGCUCACCAAUCACCUGCCUGUUUUUACUUAGAAAGCAGGCUUGGGCAGGAGGGGAAAUGGAUUUGAACCAUCUCAGACCAACUCUAUCUCUUCUAGCACUCAGCUCAGCCUCCUGUCCCCAUGAGCAAUAAAACUCUCUCCUUAUGUCUGUGAAAUUCGUUUUCUUUUUCAUGGUGCCUUUCUUUCUAAGAAAAGAUAGAAAGAAUGGGGCCAGGUUCAUGUCCCAGUUGUCACCCUUUUACAUGCUUGGGUGCAGGUAGAUGAGGCCUUCCCAUGGCUACAGUGUGACCCUUGGAGGAACCAAAGGCUGUGCAUUGUUAGAAUUUAGCCCAGAUGCAGGAUAAACUAGCUUGCCUGAGUUUAAUGAGGAUAUUAUAUCAGGUGCCAGGAAUCCCUUGGGUCAGCUCCUAUCCUCUGGACGGGGAGCAUCAUGGGAAAAAGAGGUCCGAGUCAUAUUUAGGGCUUCAUGUGUCUGGAAGGGAGCCAUUAGCUCUUAAAUUAUUCACAGAAGUCACCACGGAAGGUUGUUUAAGAUGCAGAUUCCAGCAUCCCCUCCUCAGAGAUCAAUUUCAGCAGGGCCAGGCAGGACCUGGGUUUCCGCACUUUUAAUCAUCGAUGCCCAGGUAACUGAUAGGAGUUUUCUUCAAACCAUCCCCUAAGGAGAAAUGAUCUUAGACACUUGGAUAAACUCUAUAGAAAAUUGAGUGUUUCUAUUAAUAACUAUCUAGGUUUCAAUUGUCUUGUAUCUUUCCCUAAUUCUCCAAACAGUUCAAUCUCCAGCUUUAUUCAAUGGCUGGGCCAUUUUGUUCUUGGAGGGACAAAAUUGACCUCUCCAUGAAAUUGCAAAAACCCAUCUUCAUUCCUUUUUAUGGGGCUCCAGGUCAUAAGGAUGAGAUAUAUUUGGGGUACUGGCAGAGGAUGGCAGAGCUGGCUGGCUCUGAGCCAGGAAGCCUUGUUAGAGGAAGGAACUCUGGCAUUCAGAGGUGUCCCCUUGGGGGCACUUGCUUGGGUCUUGGAUCAAACUCUACUGGGGCAGCCUGGCUGUGGGAGGUGAUGACAUCUGCCACCUCUGCCACUACCCAGAGCUUGUCCUGCCCUCUUCCCAGCCAGCCUCACACACAGGAGCUGAGCCAGGCUGAGGCAAGGUCAGCGAGAGACAGUUCUCCAUGCCAGUAUCUGGGUGUGGGUCUCUUGUUGGCUCCCAGCUCAUCCCGUGUGGCUGACCCUUCCAGGUCACUUGGAGCAGCCAGUAAUGACAGUGUCCUAACAGCUGGUGGGUAUGGAGGAAAGACUAGACAUCAGGCUAUGGACUCACAUGGAGGGCCCUGGUGUUGGCUCUGGGACCUGGGCUGGGCCGGACCUGGGGAGAGGGUGGGUGGAGCUUGGCCUCUGCAGUUUGCGCUUGCAGGUUCAGGGGAGAAAGUUGUUUGAGAUCAGGGUUUAGGGGUAGUGUUUCCCAUUAAUCUUCAUCAUAAUCUUUUGAUGUAGGUGCUGUUAUUAUCUCUACGUUACACAUCUGGGAGGAUUUGAAAGUCCUGGAGACAGGGAGGUUUUGGGGAGAAUGCAAAACAGGGCAGGGCUCUCAAGGAGGGUGGACCAGUGACCAUGGGGAAACUGAGUGUUUCUAUUAAUAAGUAUCUAAGUUUCAAUUGUCUUGUAUCUUUCCCUAAUUCUCCAAACGGUUCAAUCUCCAGUUUUAUUCAGGGACUGGGCCAUUUUGUUCUCAGAGGGACAAAACUGAUCUCUCCAUGAAAUCCCCUGCACCUCACUCUGGGCAGCUCUAGGCUCAGCAGAUGUUUUUCUGCCAUUAGGAAACAGCCCCUUACUCUCAGCUCCUGUGCUAACACCCAUACCCACCAGCUGGGCGUUGGGACCUCUCCCGUCAUAUGGCUGCCACUUGCUUGGGAAGGAAUUCUCCAGACUCCUUUUACUUUGUAUGUGUUUCUAGGGGAAUUCUGAGGGAAGAAGCUUUGCAGCAACCUCUGUGCCCAGAACAUACGGCUCACAAGUCCUUUGUGCCGACAGGGAAUCUAUCUAAUUGUUUUAGUGUGUGAGGCUCAUUGUCAGCCUAGAUUUCCCUGAAACUCUGGGCCAGCAGCCCCCAGGAGCAUCAGUAGGACCCAGCAUUUCCCCUGGCACCAAAGUGGACCUCUUUGCACCUUGCAGCCGGGAGAACUGACUUAGAGGGCCCUGGUGUUGGCUCUGGAACCUGGGCUGAGAUGGAUUCGGGGAGAGGCUGGGUGGAGCUUGGCCUCUACGGUCUGUUCUUGCAGAUUCAGGAGAGAAAGUGGUAUGAGAGCAGUGUGGUUUGUAAGUUCCCCAACUUCCCCGCUGGCUCACACUGUCUCCCCAGACCAAUGGCCUAUUAGCCCCCAAAAAGUUAGUCCAACCCCAGGCCAGCUGCCUUUGCUCUGCUGUGGCCUAAGUUCUGGCCUGGUCAAAGGAAGGUGGCAGGAACUCCAGGCUUGCUCCUGCCUCCUCACACCUCAUUCCACAAAUGCGGAGUGAAAGAGCAGGAGCCAGACACAUUUGGGGGUUGACUGUCUAGAAAGGAGGAAUCAGAGGUCCCAAGGAACACAAUCGUGCAACUUCCUAGGGAAUCUGCAUCAGGAGAAAGAAGCGGCUAGGACACACAGUGGCUUCGCUCAGCCUGGCCACGACAUCACUGUGCAGAAGAAGAGAUCUGUCAGGGGUCCAGAGGAGCGGAGUCCUGGAGCCUCUGGGAGGGUGGCAUGUGGCAGCUGCAGGCUGUGGUCCAGAACUAUGAGCAGACUUGCCUGUCACUCUCCAAACAUUUACUGAACACCUACUGUGUGCCAGGCCCUGUGCUUUGUCAGGCUCUGGGGGAGACAGGUCAUUACUCUGCAGUGUGGGAAGCGGGGCUGCCCUGGAAGUGUGUACUCAGUGCUGUGGGGGUACAGAGGGAGGGCUGGAGAACUUAGCUGGUGGGAAAGGAGGGUUCUGGAAGGCUUCUCAGAGGUAGUGGCAUUGGGCCAGAACUUACAGUAGGGAAGAGCAUGUGGCAAGGCACAGAGGAGAUGGGAGCCUGCCUGGUGAGGGGUCCAGUGGUGACAGAGCUCAGUGUGGGUCCAGAGAUGGUGUCAGGUGAGGGCUGAGAGGGGAGGGCAAGUGCCCCUUGAGAUGGGCUGAACGUGAUGAUGAUCUGUGGCCAGUGGGAGAUGAUAGAAGUCUUGAGGUUGGGAAUAUAAGAAUUAGGUCUCUUUUAGAAAGAGAGGACAUGGAGAAAAUCCAUAUAUUUUUAGCUACCAAAAAAGAGAAGGAAGAAAGAAAAGAAAUAAGAAGAGAAGCAAGACAGAAAAGAAGGAAGAGAGAAGGAAGAAUGGCAAAGGAAGGAAGAAGGAGAGAAGGAAGGAAAAACAAAGGAAGGAGAAAAAGGGAAGGAAAGAAGAAAGGAAGGAAAAAAGGAAGGAGGGAGGGGAGGAAGGAAAAGAAAAAGAAGGAAGGAAGGAGUCCUAGCCACUUCUUUCUCCUGAUGCAGAUUCCCUAGGAAGUUGAACGAAGAAGGAAGGAAGGAAGAAAGGAGAGAAAGGAGGAAGGAAAAUGAAUCUCAUUCAUUUUGAGGGGCAUCUUCAUUACACAGCGUGGGGAGGGAAGCAUAAUUCACUCUUAAGAAACCAACCACACCAGCCAGGGCCCAUCUUCUGACAAUAUCCUGAAGGGUUCGAAUGUUUGUCUUCGGUAGGGAGUGCCACACAUUUAAUAUCAAUGCAGGGUCCUGAUGGGCACUGCCACAUACCCCCAGGACAAACGGAAAAAUCCACACAGCAGAAACAAGCAGUUGGCAAAAGCUGUCCUCAUGCUACUUGGCAAUUCAAUCACCCUCCCUUCACUCCCACACCUAUCUCCGGGUGUUGCCCGUACAGUGUGUCAUGUAAAUAGCAUCUAGCAUUUAAAGGUCAAAUUUGAUGAGUCUAAUCAAUCUUAGCAGUGUUCCAGUUCAUCACGUAUACCCAUAUUUAAGGACUUUUAAAGUAAUUUGGAUUUUUAACUCAAAAGACGAUGUGUACCCCUUGGGGCAUGCGUGUGUUCUUAGGAACACCAGCGUGUGGUAUUUCCUGUGUCCUCUCAUGCAUGCUCAGCAUGUCACUGUUGUACUCAUUCCCUGGCACGGAAGAAUUGUUGCACAUCUUUAAUAGAAGCCAAAGCCCAUGAUUUGAUGGUUUCAAGAGCCUAAAAUCUGUAUUUGGAGAGAGGAAGUCUACUCUUAACUGUGAGAGUUAAGAGUAUCACCAUCAAGGCGCAAGGCUUCAGUCUUAUCCCGGACAAUCCUCAGGGAUUGGGUUUGAUGUCGGGGGAGCAUUGGAUGCCAUCACGUUGACACUCAAUUGAUUGGGUGACCCAAGAUGGUCAGUUUCCUAAGGACCAGACCAUAGUGACUGCUCAUGCAUCGGCUGAAAUACCAAACACCCUGCACCAAAAGACUCAGCUUGACAUUGCUUUGCACUCAACUCAUGUAUUACCAAAUCUUUGCUUGAAUUAUUAAUAGUAACCAAACUCUCUGCUCUAACAACCUUCGAAUGUCAAGUUCCCUUGCAAGCUGAAAUUGUUCCAAACCUCAACACUCCUGUUUUACAACAAACAUGUAAAUACAACCUCUUUUGGAGUGCAGAAACAUUUGCGGAGUCUGGUGUGCCACCAACCCCAUCAGGAUUUCCCCAGGGGAAAAUGGCUAACUCUGGAUCACAAACAGCACAAAUUAAAAAGGUGCCUUGCCUGAUGCCCAUUACCACCUGGGGUGGUUUUUCUAGACACCAGAAUAGGCCAGAUUUAAUUUUCACAGGCUCAUCUGGGAGAAGGAUCAAAUCCUGCCAUCUGGAUGUGCAUUAUUAAUGCUGGUGUUUGGUGAGGAAGCUCCUAGGAAUGCAUAGAUCUCUCCUUCUGCCAUAGUAUGUCGUGUGUAGUGGAUGCCAGUAGACAACUUUAGCCACUCCUGUCCGUCCUUCUUCAUGGAACACACUCAUUUCGCCACACGGAGGCUUUACUCUGCCCAGUGUCCAAUGGGAGAACCAUCCCUUCCCUUUAGUGAGAGGACAGCUGGCUAAAUGCUAUCCUCAGUCCUCCUGGAGGCUCCUAGUAAUGAGGGCACUGAACACCAAUUCUUUACAUUCCUUGAAUUUUCAUAGAUUCUAUUUUUUUCAUGUCUGUGAAAAGUGGGGUGGGGAACUCACACCAACCAUAGCUUGGGGCAUCCAGAGAGUGGCUAGUAGAUGAUAGAAGGGAGUCCAGUUAAGGAAACCUAAGGUAUGUGCCAGCUGGUUUAGCAUUCAAUAUGGAAAUGCACUUUAUAUUUAUUUGCACACAUCAAGAAUACUUUUGGAAACCAGGAUUUAGAAAAAUAAAAGAUAUUUCUUUCCUGGGGACAAAGUGACCUGCAAAUGAUUGGCUUCUGUACAAUGUUGCAAUCCCUUAAUGUCAGACUCUUAGGAAAAUGGGUGGGACAUCUGUGUGUUUGUGUUGGAGUGAAUGUGCCCAUAACCCUGUGCUCCCAUAAGUCUGUGUGCCCGUGAUCAUAUGCAUAUGGGUGAAUGUUUGUGUGCCCAUGAUUUUAUGCAUAUAGGUGAAUAUUUGUGUGCCCAUGAGCAUAUGCAUAUGGGUGAAUGUUUGUGUGCCCAUGAGUAUAUGCAUACGGGUGAAUGUUUGUGUGCCCAUGAGUAUAUGCAUAUGGGUAUAUGUUUGUGUGCCCGUGAUUAUAUGCAUAUGGGUGAAUGUUUGUGUGCCCGUGAUUAUAUGCAUGUGGGUGAAUGUUCAUGAACACAAACAGCUACACUCGGAGUAGAAAACAAAUGAAGCAAAAGUUUAGCAUCCUCUCAUGUGUGUCAACAUUGUAGUUUUACAUUUACUUUCUUCUAAUCUAUUAAACAUAAGUAUGGCUCCAUUUUUUUAGUAUUACCAGAAGCCCUCCCAAUACGGCAAUAUUACCUUCUGUGUAAUCCACUUGCCAACAGCUGUUUUCUGUUGAAAUGGGACUCAAGAAUUUUGAAUCCAAGGCCAAUGCUGCCUGCUCUGUUUACAAUGGUUUGUGUUUUGUGGAUACAUAUCAAAUGCUGUAAUAUAUUUUUAUGAUAGAAUUGAUGGUUAAUACAGGGAAAAAGUAUAUAUUGUGAUUCUGUCCAAUAAAGCCUCCUGUUAUAAAA